AUGGCUCGCGAGGAGCUUGUCUCCUCUGCUGUUACUUGUAUGUCCACAACACCGUCACCUUUCCUUCAAGACCCGUCGGUCGCGUCGUCGCCGAUUGAGAAGCGGGUUGCUUUCCUUCAAUCCAAGAAUCUGACAAAAGAGGAGAUUGAGCUUGCGCUGUCCCGAGUGGGCGAAGAUCCGGCUGCUGCUGCCGCUGCCGCCGCGGGUUCCUCGUCAUCGGGCUAUCAAGCUCCUACACAGCAAGCUGUCUACCGUCCUCCUCCUUCACCCGCUCAAGGAUAUGGAUAUCCUCCGUAUGGUCAAUGGCAACCGCCACCACCUGAGCCCCCUAAGCGCGACUGGCGUGAUUGGUUCAUCAUGGCGACGGUGAUGGGAGGUGUGGGCUACGGACUGUACUACGUCACCAAGCGCUACAUUUCCCCCCUGAUCGCUCCUCCUACUCCGCCUCAGCUGGAGCAGGACAAACAGAACAUUGACGAGCAGUUCUCGCGUGCUUUUGCCCUCAUCGAACAGCUCUCUACAGAUACGGCUGCUCUUAAGUCAGCUGAAGAGGCGCGCACAGAACGAUUGGACACCGCUCUGCGGGAGGUUGAGAACCUCGUGGCGGACUUGAAGACCGCAUCGCGCCGGAGAGAUGACGAGACUCGCCGGAUCAGUGACGAAGUCAAGUUGUUGAAAGAUGCCAUCCCCAAGGCCCUGGAAGGUGCUCGGGAAGGCAACGAGAACCGGUUGAAAGAUUUGGGCAACGAGCUGAAGAGUCUGAAGACAUUGUUGGGUAACAGACUUGGCGGCGGUAGUGCAUCUGGCACUCCUGCUCUGGGACGGACUGUCGGCGGUAGCACCCUCCCUGCUGCAUCUAAGCCCUCUGAGGAAUUGUCGCCCGCCGCUUCUCCUGCCACUAACGGUGUUACAAACUCGACUACCGAAAAACCCUCCCAGCAGCCCUCAGUCAGCGACGGCGCUCCGGCAUCCACGCCAGCCGCCAGCACCCCUACCCCCAACCCUAUCUCGCAGUUCAGUCGCUCUGCUUCUAUCCCGGCCUGGCAGAUGGCCGCUGCCAACCGGUCGAAAAACGCCUCUCCCUCAACCACCAGCUCCACUCCUGCGGACAACUCGACCAGUGAGCAGCAAAGCGCUCCUCCCAGCUAA
Molecule: messenger RNA, 1149 nt
Organism: Aspergillus terreus NIH2624
Lineage: Eukaryota; Fungi; Ascomycota; Eurotiomycetes; Eurotiales; Aspergillaceae
Gene: pex14
Product: putative peroxisomal membrane anchor protein (Pex14)
Exons: 5
Coding region: 1-1149 (382 amino acids)
Biological process (GO): protein import into peroxisome matrix, docking
Cellular component (GO): peroxisomal importomer complex; peroxisomal membrane
Molecular function (GO): signaling receptor binding
Source: RefSeq, a predicted model, not a curated record